UGACAGCCCGGUGCCUCACCUGGUGACUGGCGCCGUGGCGUCCGUGCAGCAGCACCAAGCUACUCAGCACUUUGUUCAGCAUUCAGCAGUCAGCACUCUCAGCAUACGUCCCUCUGCCUCCUCGCGCCCUCUCAGUAUUGAGCUAUCUGAGGGAUGACGACAUACACCGAGGAAUACAUCAGGAACAAGCUCACUGCAGACCUUGAGGCAACCCAUGUGGCUGAGUUGGAGCAUUGAGGGGGGUGAGAGACCAGAAACAGCAGCCACAACCAUCCCAACACAGCACCAUGCCCUUGUCUGCCUUCCUGGCCCUCUAGUGACUGCCCUGUCCACCUAGCAUGACCCCUGCCUAGCACCGGAACAGACUAGUGCUUUGUUUUGUUGUGUUGCAGUUGUGUGUGUUUGUAUGGUGGUUUGUGUGUGUAAGGAUGUCCUAAGCUGAAGUGGUCUGAGGGAUGAGGAGAUAAGGAUUUGUCACUUUCCUGUCUCUGUAGGAUGUAAUCUGUACAAAAGACGUGUGUUUUGUAUGUGCGAAGGAUAAAUAUUUUUCUAUAGUGAUUGUCUUUUGAUAAAACAAUAACACACACACACAGUAUUUUCAGUCUUGAAUUCAUAGCAUUGUGCGGUGAAAAGUUUCCUCAUCUCAGUGUCAUCUGUGAGGAAGCUUGCCUUGCGAGGAAAGUAGAGCAAGAAACAAUACCUUACAACUGAUAAGAUAGGGGAAACACUUGAGUGGAUACGAAAAAAGUUGCUGAGAACUUAUGUUUGUGUUGCUAGGAAGAAGAGGAUGAGAGUGAAAGCUUCAGGAGACUGAGUGACGCUGAAGGCUGCUAACAAAACUCAUGAGAAGUGUGUGUUGGGAAGGAGAGGACCAGCACACAAAGUGUGCUGAGAUUACCAGCAACACUAGAAACUUCCAGCUGUCCAUCAAAUUCUAAAGUAGUGUGUGUCAGGAAGCAGAGACAAAUGAAGGAAUGUAAGUGUGUUCUGACAUCACCAGCAAACUAGAAACUGAAGGCUGUCUGUCAAGGAAGUUUGUUAUAGUGUGUAUCAGGAAACAGGACAUUGAGAGACCUCACCAACAUAUGAAGCUGAAGGUUAUCCAUCAGAGCAUACUGUUAAGUGUGUGUGUGUGGAAACUGUAGGUGUCUUCUGGGAACCAUCAUAAGGACGUGAAAUCAACACCAUCAGGAUGCUGAACAAGGUGUCCAACACUGCCAUGGUGUCCCUGGUGGCCAUCCUAGUGCGGUGGUGUGUGUCCCUGCACCCAUACUCAGGCCAGGGCAAGCCCCCCAUGUACGGCGACUAUGAGGCACAGCGGCACUGGCAGGAGGUGACGGUGAACCUGCCCCUGGCAGAGUGGUACGCCAACACCACAGACAAUGACCUGCAGUACUGGGGCCUGGACUACCCGCCCCUCACUGCCUACCACAGCUACCUGUGUGGCAUGGCGGCACGCAGGCUGAAUCCAAGCUUUGUGGCGCUGCACGAGUCACGUGGCUAUGAGAGCAAUGCACACAAGCUGUUCAUGAGGUACACUGUCUUGGUGGCUGACCUGCUGCUGUACUUCCCUGCUGCCUACUGCAUGAUGCGGGUGCUGGCCAGGUGGCGUGCCGGCCGGCAGGAGUUUGUGUGUCUGCUGCUAUACCCUGGCCUGUACCUGGUGGACCAUGGACACUUCCAGUACAACGCCGUGUCCCUCGGCCUCUUCGUCCUGGCUGUGGCGGCGUUGUCUUCAAACAGGGACUGUCUGGGGACUGUGCUUUUCUGCCUGGCACUGAACUACAAGCAGAUGGAGCUGUACCAUGCCCUGCCAUUCUUCUUCUACCUGCUGGGGGUGUGCUUCAGGCAGGGUGGCAUCCUGGGGUUCCUGUGGAAGCUGAUCAAGCUUGGGUUCUGUGUGGUGAUGACCUUCACGGUGGUAUGGCUGCCCUUCGCCUCCAAUGCUGAUGUGCUGGCCCAGGCUGUGCACCGCCUCUUCCCCUUUGAGCGCGGCCUGUUUGAGGACAAGGUGGCCAGUGUGUGGUGCAGCCUGUCCGUGGUGGUGAAGGUCAAGACGCUGGUGGACAACAGGAACAUGGCCCUCAUCUGCCUGCUGUCCACUGUGGUCUGCAUGCUGCCCUCUUCGUUGCAUUUGUUUGCCCGUCCCACUCCCAGACACUUCCGCUACGCCCUCCUCAAUGCCUCCCUCGUGUUCUUCCUCCUCAGCUACCACGUCCACGAGAAGACCAUCCUGCUGGCCGCCAUCCCUGCCUGCUUGCUGGUAUCCGAAGAGCCCUUCAUGGCUGCCUGGUUCCUCACUGUCUCCACAGCCAGUCUCCUUCCUCUCAUGAUCAAGGAUGGCCUCAUGGUUCCCCUCCUGGGUCUCACUGUUGCAUUUGUGGCGCUCACUCACCACUAUCUCCUGCCAGGGACACACAAGGUGGCUAGGAAGACGGCUCUGUGGGUAUGGAUGAGGAGGACUUAUUAUCUAUCCUUAGCUGGCCUUGUAUUCCUUGGAGGUGCAGCUAUACUAGUGCCACCUCCUCCCAAACUGCCAGACCUCUUCCCUGUCCUGCUUGCGAUCUACUGCUGUGGCCACUUCAUUUUCUUCUGCCUAUACUUCCACUACUGCCAGUUUACCAUCAAGUACAAUGCUGCCUCAAGCAACAACAACACCCACACUGCCAGCACCAGCAAUAAUAAGCAGAUCCAGCGCAAGGUUAAAGCCAACUAAGGUCAAGAGGAUGAAUAAUGACUGUUGUUCCUGUCUGACCCAAUCAUGGGGUUGUGUUUGGAAGCAUUCAGUCUCUUUUCUUGGCUACUUUUAACAGGUUCUUGUGGAAGUUAUUAGGGUUUUCAAGGGUGUUUUCAUGUUGUUGGAUAUACUUUAACAGGCUCUACUGAAGUUAUUGGGGUUUUAAAAGGUGUUUUCAUGAUUCUAGUGAUAAUUUAACAGGCUCUUCAGGAAGGUAUUGGAUUUUUCUUGAUUCCAGCAAUAGUUUAGCAGGCUGUAUUAGAGAAUAUUUGAGUUUUCAUGAUUUUUUAGUGAUAGUUUAACAAACUCCAGUGCAAGUUAUUGAUAUUUUUAAAGAGUGUGUACAGGAAUUUAGGGAUAGUUUAAAAGAAAUAUGUACUGUUAAUGAAAAAAAAAAACAGGAAAAACCUAAAACAUCUCUGUAACCUUUAAAAAUAGUCCUGGUGGGAGACUGGAGUACUUGAACAUGCAGGCCUUGAAGGCAGUAGAGUGUGAGAUGUGGGGGUCUGCACUUGAGAGAUAAACACUUGGAGAUAAGAUACUGAGAGGAGAGGACCAAGGAUAAUACAUCAACCAUCUCCUUUCUCUCUCUCUCUCUCUCUCUCUCUCUCUCUACAAAAUACAGUAAAGCUAAACUAUGCCAUCUGUUUUGGUUUAUUCAUUCAUGUUGUUUAGUGUUUUCUUGCUGUGGUUUGCUGUGUAUAAAGAAAAUGGGUAGAUUUUUGUAUUGUUUUGAAGAUGAUAAUGAUUUUUUUAAGAGAUUGGGAUGUAGUUAGGUUAUUAACACUCUCUCUCUCUCUCUCUCUCUCUCUCUCUCUCUCUCUCUCUCUCUCUCUCUCUCUCUCUCUCUCUCUCUCUCUCUCUCUCUCUCUCUCUCUCUCUCUCUCUCUCUCUCUCUCUCUCUCUCUCUCUCUCUCUCUCCCCUCUAAAUUAUCUCCACUUUUGUUUAUUUUUUCUUGUCCUUCCCUCCAACUGUAAUCCCUCCUUCCAUUCCUCCCUCAUUCUCUCUCUUUCACCUUCCUUCCUUUCCUCUUUUCCUCCCUUUUGUCUCACGUUCCUUCCUUUUCCUCUCACCUGUUUUUUUUUCUCUUGUUCCUCCUUCCUCUCAUUUUAAUUUUCAUUUUUGUGUCAAGGCAGGAACAGAGAUUUGGUGCAUGAGAAAGGAGGAGAAUAUGGAAGACUGGGUGUUGGGAAAGAUUAAUAGUUUAUAAGGAAUAUCACUGAAGUUUUGAUACAUAUUUUUUGCUCAUUCCAGUUGUAGUUUUUGUAUUGUGUUAAUGAAGGCUUGGCAAAGGGUGAAGGUGGCUGUUAUAAGUUUGGUUGUAAUGUUGUUGUAUUUUAAGUGAAUAUUAUUGGUUUUACCUUAAUAUUACAGCUGUGAAUGGAAUCUUAACUUUGUAUUAGUAUUAUUUAGCUGAAUAUUACUUAAUCUGGGUUAUACAUUGCAGUUGUGAAUAGAAUCUAAACUUUGUAUAAGUAUUAUUUAGGUGAGGAUUACUUUUGUUCUUCAUAUAUUACAGCUGAAUGGAAUCUUAACUUGUAUAAUUUAGCUGAAUACUACAUUUUUGUUUCUUACUUUUGGUGUUAAUUAGGUGAAUAAUGCCGCUUUGGUCUAAUACUGAAGGUAUGAAUGGGUCCUUAAGUUAUAUUAGUGUUAUUUAGGUUAAUAUUACUUUGUUUGAAUACUGCAGCUGUGAAUGGGACCAUAACUUUACAUUAUUUAGAUGAAUAUUAUUGGCUUGGCUCUUAAGAUUACAACUCUGAGGGGGAGCUUUACUUUGUGUUGGUGUUGAUGGUCAUGUGAAGGCUGAGCAGCUACUGCUUGUGUGGGUCAAGUCUCAAGUCUUGGCACAUUCAUAAACAAGCUGCCAAUUAUUGUUUUUGAGAUUUUUUGAUUUUUGUUUUUGGUUCAGAUCAGUUCAUUACACACUGUUGCUUUUCCUGUGUGUGUGUGUGUGUGUGUGUGUGUGUGUGUGUGUGUGUGUGUGUGUGUGUGUGUGUGUGUGUGUGUGUGUGUGUGUUUGUAAAAUUUACCGUGAUUUUUCUAGGUUUAUGUAUGAAAAUUUGAGAUAAAACAGUUUUUUUCUCUCUCUCUCUCUCUCUCUCUCUCUCUCUCUCUCUCUCUCUCUCUCUCUCUCUCUCUCUCUCUCUCUCUCUCUCUCUCUCUCUCUCUCUCUCUCUCUCUCUCUCUCUCUCUCUCUCUCUCUCUCUCUCUCUCUCUCUCUCUCAAGAUUAGGUGAAAGGACAAAGUGCAGACAUGGAUUAGUAAAAGUUUAGUUUAGUUCAAUAUUCCAGGCAUGAAUGUGAUCUUGACCUACAGUUGUGUGGGUUGACUGGUCCUUUGUGCCCUCACUCAUCAUUCCUUGUGUUGUGGCCCGUAUGUAUGUGUAGUGAUGCAAAUGUGAAGCAUACUUAGAUACACAUUAAAUUAGUUCAGGAUCAUUAAGUCUGUCUCAUUUCCACUUUAGAUAAAAGUGUGUUUUGGUGCAAAUGUGAAACAAAAAAACAUUCUUAAGUUUGAGGUUAUCAUAGAUUGUCAAGCCUUUUUUUUUCUGCUCUUACUUAAAUGUGUGUAUUAUUGCAAAUCAGAACAUUCUUAGAUUGAGCGUAUCUAAGAUUGUUGUCAUUUUUUUUAUUAUUGAUUUAUUUUUUUUACUGUACUGAAGUGUUUAUGUUGGUGCAUAUCUGAAAACAUUAGAUAUACAUAAAGUUUUAUCCAAGAUUAAAUCAGUUUUCAUUUCUGCUUUAGCUGAGUUUGUAUUGUUGGUACAAAUCUGAAGACAUUCUUUGACACAUCUUCAGUUUAUUCAAGAUUGUUCAGUCAGUUUUGGUUCAUCCCUACUUUAAUUUGAUUUGUGUUUGUGGUGCAAAUAAAAAAAAAACAUUCCUUGAUGCAUAUUCAUCUCAUUCAAGAUUGUUAAUAUGUAAUGUGUAAGGGAGGACUUCAAUGUUGUUGUGUUAAUUUUGAUGCACAUUUGAAGUAGAUGGUGAUGCAGAUGAUGUUAUGACUCUCUCUCUCUCUCUCUCUCUCUCUCUCUCUCUCUCUCUCUCUCUCUCUCUCUCUCUCUCUCUCUCUCUCUCUCUCUCUCUCUC
Molecule: messenger RNA, 5830 nt
Organism: Scylla paramamosain (green mud crab)
Lineage: Eukaryota; Metazoa; Arthropoda; Malacostraca; Decapoda; Portunidae
Gene: gny
Product: dolichyl pyrophosphate Man9GlcNAc2 alpha-1,3-glucosyltransferase-like
Exons: 3
Coding region: 1193-2716 (507 amino acids)
Biological process (GO): protein N-linked glycosylation
Cellular component (GO): endoplasmic reticulum membrane
Molecular function (GO): dolichyl pyrophosphate Man9GlcNAc2 alpha-1,3-glucosyltransferase activity
Source: RefSeq, a predicted model, not a curated record